Molecule: messenger RNA, 1014 nt
Organism: Cinclus cinclus
Lineage: Eukaryota; Metazoa; Chordata; Aves; Passeriformes; Cinclidae
Gene: AQP4
Product: aquaporin 4
Exons: 5
Coding region: 1-1014 (337 amino acids)
Biological process (GO): transmembrane transport
Cellular component (GO): plasma membrane; basolateral plasma membrane
Molecular function (GO): water channel activity
Source: RefSeq, a predicted model, not a curated record
AUGACCGCAGCCGGUCCGCAGCCCGUGCGCCGCCGCCCGUCCCUCGAGUGCCGCCCGCCCGCCCGGCGCAGCAGUAAGUGUGGACGUCUGUGUAAGUGUGAGAGAAUUAUGGUGGCGUUUAAAGGAGUCUGGACUCAGCCCUUCUGGAAAGCUGUUUCGGCAGAAUUUUUGGCCAUGCUCAUUUUUGUCCUCCUCAGCCUCGGCUCCACGAUCAACUGGGGUGGAGCAGAGAAGCCCCUGCCUGUAGACAUGGUCUUAAUCUCCCUCUGCUUUGGACUCAGCAUUGCGACCAUGGUGCAGUGCUUUGGGCACAUCAGCGGAGGCCACAUCAACCCUGCUGUGACUGUGGCAAUGGUCUGCACGAGGAAGAUCAGCCUGGCCAAGUCCGUCUUCUACAUUCUCGCCCAGUGCCUGGGGGCCGUCGUGGGUGCAGGCAUCCUUUACCUUGUCACACCACCCAGCGUGGUGGGAGGCCUGGGAGUCACUGCGGUACACAGAGAUCUUUCUGCUGGGCAUGGACUCCUGGUGGAACUGAUAAUUACAUUCCAGCUGGUUUUUACUAUUUUUGCUAGCUGUGAUUCAAAACGAAGUGAUGUCACUGGUUCAGUAGCUUUAGCAAUUGGAUUUUCUGUUGCAAUUGGACAUUUAUUUGCUAUCAAUUACACCGGUGCCAGUAUGAAUCCAGCUCGAUCAUUUGGACCUGCUGUCAUUAUGGGCAGAUGGGAAAACCAAUGGGUGUACUGGGUGGGACCAAUAAUCGGAGCAGUCCUUGCUGGUGCUCUGUAUGAGUACGUCUAUUGCCCAGACGUUGAGCUCAAGCGCCGCUUCAAAGACGUCUUCAGUAAGGCUGCCCAACCUUCCAAGGGCAAGUACAUUGAGGUGGAUGACAGCAGGAGCCAUGUGGAGACCGAUGACCUGAUCCUUAAGCCUGGCAUAGUUCAUGUCAUUGAUCUUGACAGAGGUGAGGACAAGAAGGGAAAAGAUCCAUCCAGCGAGGUGUUGUCUUCUGUAUGA